This is a messenger RNA of Sorghum bicolor (sorghum), 2917 nucleotides long. RefSeq lists its product as uncharacterized. NCBI's taxonomy places the organism in Eukaryota, Viridiplantae, Streptophyta, Magnoliopsida, Poales, Poaceae. The record is from RefSeq and is a predicted model, not a curated record. The coding region runs from base 426 to 2696 and encodes 756 amino acids. The transcript is spliced from 21 exons. Gene Ontology annotation, cellular component: plasma membrane.
CAUCAUCCCCGCCGCGGUCGCGCCCGCGCGUACCAACCCACCCCGCUUCUCCCCUCCCCGACUCCCCGUCCUUUUCACCAAGGUUCCAUCCUCCGCGCGGCACCCGUGACCCCCGUCCGCGGCCGCUCCCGUUGUCCCCGCCGCCGGCUGACCAAUUCCACCAUUCGGCUCCACGUUUCUUUUCGAAAUAACUAGUCCGAUUCCAUAUAUUUCGAAUCGAUUCCGUCGUCACGCUCACGCGGCAGCACCGCUCACCCCCCGCGCCGGUCGCGUCCAGUCCACCACCGCUGGGCCUCCGCGCAAUUCCACCGGCAAAAGCAGUGUGGAGUACCGACUAGAGAGGAGAGUCUCGGACCCGCCGCACCCCCGAACCCUACGCUACGCUGCGGGGAGCUCUCACGUCGCGCUCGCGCUCGCGCCUGCCCAUGGACCGCCUCGCAGACGGCCUCGCCGCGGCAUCCCUCUCCGACACGGCGGACCAGAGCGCCGCCGCCGCCGCCGCAGGUGUGCCUAGCGCCGAUUACCUCCGCAGCGUCAUGCGCGCCGUCGAGGGCGCCGAGGCCACCAUGCGCAGCCAGAUGGAAGAGAAUAACCGGCUCAAGGAAGAGCUGAUGAGGAAAACACAACAGUUACAGAGGAUGAGGGAAGAUGCUACAUCCCAAAGUCCAUUGAGUGGAUUAGAUCAAGAGCGAAAUUCUGUUUCUAAUAAAAUGGAUGGCUCCAACUCUUCAGUAAAUCCUCAAAGUAGCUUGAUCCAUCGUCAGAAUGGAAGUUUUGAAAGUAGGGAGCCUCUGACUCAGGAAAGCUUGAAACAAAAAUACAUUGACAGUCCCCAGGCAAAUGGAGCAUUUAAAAGAUCAUUAGGAGAACAGACUGCUGUUGAUAGUGGUGGCCCAUCACAAUUCUCUACUCCCUCAUCUCGGUCCCUUUCUCCAAAUAGGCAUAAAAAAGAUGGAGAAUAUGAUUCUAGGUUAUUACCAGUUUCAGAGAUGAACUCGAACAUAUCCUGGAAGCAGGACCUUACUGUUAAGGUCAAAGAAGGGGAAGAAGAGAUUGCACAAUUAAGAAAGCAUCUUGCUGAUUACUCUGUGAAGGAAGCGCAGAUACUCGAUGAUAAAUACAAGUUGGAAAAACGGAUUGCUUAUAUGCGUAUGGCAUUUGACCAGCAGCAGCAAGAUUUGAUUGAUGCAGCGUCAAAAGCUUUGUCAUACCGGCAAGACAUUAUUGAGGAAAACAUCCGUCUCACAUACGCGUUGCAGGCAGCCCAACAAGAAAGAUCAAUUUUCAUAUCUUCUUUGCUCCCCCUUCUAUCUGAAUAUGAUGACCUCCAGCCUUCAGUUCUCGAUGCUCAGUCAAUUGUUAGUAAUUUAAAGGUUUUGUUUAAGCAUUUGCAGGAGCGACUUAUUGUUACCGAGGACAGAUUAAGGGAGUCUCGGUACCAGAUUACUCCAUGGCAUACUGAAUUGUCGCAUAAUACCAGCAAUCCUGUAUCUACUGAUCCUCCUGCUGGAAAAGCAUUGGUGACUACAAGCAAACACAGCCUUGAUAUUGUCCCCCAGACAGUGUAUCCUCACAUACAAUCCCCAAUGUCUUCCCCUGUUCAAGCUAGAGGUGAUUGGGGUGCAUUCAGUAACAAAAACCGUCAAGAUAUUUCAAAUGAGGUUCCUACAAGAAGUGCUGGACAUGAUGACAUGGGAGGGACCUCUCUUUCAAGCAGAAACCAAUAUAGGACUGAUGUUCCUACUCAAGUAUCUCAAGGUCCUUCCCAUGCUGUUCAUUUUGACUUUGAGACUCAGAGUCAAGACCCACCAUUCAAGGGUCUUAGCAGAAAUGAUGUACUGGAUGGUUCAGAGAGUGCUGAAACCCAAAAUACACAAGAACCUUCUACUCAAUGGGGUCCAGGGGACUCAUCUAAUUUGGUAUCUGGCCUUGAGGAUGCAAACCCUUCAUAUCCUUAUCUUCCUACAGUUCUUGAGGAGCCUGGUUCUUCUUUCUCUGAAGCUGCAGAGGAUGAUCCAUUGCCAGGGAUAGAAGGGCUUCGAAUCACAGGUGAACCUUUUCCUGGACGAGAACUUCAAGCAAGUGGAUACCCCACCAAUGGUACCACAACUUGUAAUUUUGAGUGGGUGCGCCAUUUAGAAGAUGGCUCCGUAAAUUUCAUAGAAGGAGCAAAGCAGCCUAGCUAUGUCGUUACUGCUGAUGACGUGGACACUUUACUUGCCAUUGAAGUCCAGCCCCUAGAUGAUAGGAAAAGAAAGGGAGACUUUAUCAAGGUUUAUGCUAACGACCAGAGAAAAAUUUCAUGUGAUCCUGAAACGAAGGAGCUUAUUAAGAGAACCCUUGAAAUUGGGCAUGUGACCUACGAAGUCCAAGUCCAACUGCCUGUCAGAUUUUUAGACAUAUGGGAACCAGCUGUUUUGGCAAUAAAGAGGGAGGGUUACAGCAUUAAAUGUAAUGGACAGCGUGGUGUUGUUAUCACAGAGAAGUUUCAGCAAGGCACUGCUAUUCAUAUUCCAUAUGGGCAUCCAACAGAGUUCUUGAUUACAUCUGCUGCAUCUGCUGAUGGUGUCAGUUAUAAUCUGAAGCCAGUAGAAAAUACACUGUUGCGGGAUACCAUUGUUCUAGUAUUAAGGUUGUUCAAAAAUAUGGCUCUUGAGAGGAGAAGAGGAAGAAAGAAGGGUCUUUUCUUCAAGUAGUUUCAGCUAUAUUAUACUUGUUUAUAUGCUUCUUCUAAUGUAUGUAGCAUUUUGGUUGAUUGGCAGUGGUGCAUAAGUGGUGUUUUAUUCAGUGUAAAAAUUCUAAACGAUUUUGCUGUAAAACAAACCAAAAUACCAACUACACAUGUUAAUAUUUCAUGCCCCCUCAGAAGAGCUAGAGUUCUGCCAUUACGAGUGCAGCUGUGCCUUUGGCUUCCAAA